UCCAUGAGCUGGAGCGACCCAUCAGUGGUGCUCCUGACUUGGUCCUCUCAAGAUCAACUGCUGUGUUCCUGACUUGGUCCUCUCAAGAUCAACUGCUGUGCUCCUGACUUGGUCCUCUCAAGAUCAACUGCUGUGUUCCUGACUUGGUCCUCUCAAGAUCAACUGCUGUACUCCUGACUGGGUCCUCUCAAGAUCAACUGCUGUGUUCCUGACUUGGUCCUCUCAGCAUCGGCUCCAAUUCCAUCACAACUCAACAGAGGAGGAUGGGCGGGAAGACUGUGUUGCUGGUGGUGGCGGCGCUGACGGUGCUGAGCCUGCGCGUCCAGGCUGACAUUGACGCUGACGGAUUUGCAGCUGAAAGGGCGAUGGCGAUAGAGAAUACUGCGCUUGCAUUGUCACUCAUUGACAACAAUAUAGCGUUAGCUAACUGGACUGACAGCGCACUCAUGAAAAUUCUAGCCAGUGGGACCAGUUGGACCAGUGGGACCGUGGACCUCCUGGUGUCUGCCGGUGCCAACAUUAACAUCCAGGACGAAACGGGGGGGACUGCAGUUAUGUUUGCGGCACCUGAUGGGGCAUCAGCACUCCCCGAACUUUUGGCCUACUGCCCUGACCUCACACUCACAGACAAUAAUGGAAUGACAGCGCUAAUGCAUAUGACCAAUGCUGGCAACACUGUAAAUGCUGCUCUUAUUCAAGCCAAGUUGGACAACAUGUGUUCGUUUGGUAACACCAACUACAGCCUGGGGGCCGUCAGAUCCGAGAACUGCACAGAAAUGGUGUGUCUGACGAACUGCAAAUGGAACAAUACUGGCAUUGUGGCUGCAACCUGCACUACAACCACCAAUGCCCCAACAACCACCGUCCACCACCACAACCCUCACUGCCAUCGCCACACCACCCAUCAUCAACCUCAACCAGCAAACCAUCCCACCCCAGCCAAGCACGAUAAGAGUAAGGAACACCACUAAUGAUAACGAAUCGGUACAUUCAGGGGGAUGAUGACGGUGACGGCAGAGCAUCCAGGGCAUCCAGGACAGGUCUUACUGCUAGACCACCACACCAUCUCCUGCAGUAGUCAUCCAGGACAGGUCUUACUGCAAGACCACGUCGACUAUGUAAGACCACCACACCAUCUCCUGAAGUAGUCAUCCAGGACAGGUCUUACUGCAAGAUCACCACACCAUCUCCUGAAGUAGUCAUCUAGGACAGGUCUUACUGCAAGACCAUGUCGACAGCCUAAGACCGCUGCACCAUCUCAAGAAGUUAAGAUCAAAACAUUACAGUCAUCCUUGAUAAGAGUUCAUAAUUUUCUCUAAUGAUUAUUUUUAUUUAAGCAACAGCUGAAAAAAUAUAUAAUUAUAAUGUUUAGAAAUUAAUUAGUUCACCCACAAUCAAUUUACAACAAAGAAGAAAAUACGGCCUAUUAUGAAAAAUAUUAAACAAAGAUUAAAUUAAAAUUUACUUCAUUAAUUGUGGUAACUUAAGAGAUAGGAAAUAUAACUUAGAUAUAUUAAUAAAAGAUCUAAAUUUACCAGUUUAAAUUUAAUGGAUUAAAUGUCACUGUUUUUGUAUUAAAACGAUUAUUUUAUGUGCAAAAGUUAACAAUAAAAUAAAAUAUUGCUAAAGGCUAUUACAAAUUAUUUAUUACGUAGUAUGAUCAUUUUCUAAAUAGAAAACAAAUCUCAUAAGCUUUAUAGCUUUCCAGAAAACACAUUAGACAAACAUGUGCAUAAGAUGAGUCGCCUACUUACAGAAGACAGUAGCACACCAGUGAUAUCAACAUAUGCAAGACACCUGUAUAUAUGUGACAAUAUAAUGAGAAAGAUGUGUAAGCGAUAAACAAUUGUAAACCAUAAAAUGACAAAAUAUCCAAGAUGUCAACAUAGGAUAGGCUAAGUGCAUUAGCAUAUGAAAAAGACCAUACACUCGCUGUUAAAAUAUGCAAAUUGUCGGAAUGUAUAUUAGGCAUCAACAUGUGAACUCUGUUAGAUGAAUACCGUCAUCUUUUGUGCAGUAAAUACAUCUGAAAGAAACCAACAAUGCAAGAAUGAAGCAGAUGCAAGGAACCAACAAAUGCAAGAAAUCAACAGCUUCAAGAAACCAAUAACAUUGGCCUUGCUGGAAAACUAAUUGGAAUAAAAUUAAGAUCUUAAA
Molecule: messenger RNA, 2157 nt
Organism: Procambarus clarkii (red swamp crayfish)
Lineage: Eukaryota; Metazoa; Arthropoda; Malacostraca; Decapoda; Cambaridae
Source: RefSeq, a predicted model, not a curated record